GCUGCGAGUCUGGGGAGAGCAGAGUCGGUUGCGUCGCUGCGUCCAGUCAGUUACACCUUCUGGGUCACUGGUGGCCGCGGGAGCCGGGUGGGGCCUCGGCAAUGAUCCGGCAUUAAGGACCUGGGGUCCUCUUCUGUCUCAGGUGGUUUGGGGAAAGUGUAGGGGCAACCAAGAUCAUCCAUUUGACUAGGCCUUUUGCCCUGAACCUCAUGAAGAAAUGAUAGGAGGCAGACUUACGUGCCUAAGAAGAGCACUGAGCUCAGAGGACAGCAACACAGAGUUUUGGGGGUGUGCUUUGAUUUUUGCACCUCAAUGGCAGGAUCCUCCAACGAUUCAGACCACUUCCGCUCUCAUGACCGAUUGGGUCGAUGGGCUGCCAGUUCAAUACGCAGGGAAACUCGAAAUCGACCUACUGUGGAUGUCACUGAGAAGGUCAACACUAUAACAAGUACUUUACAGGACACUAGUCGGAACCUGCGGCAAGUUGACCAGAUGCUUGGACAGUAUCGAGAAUAUAGUAAUGGACAGGCGGGGGCUAUAGAACACUUAAAAGAAAGCUUGGAGCAUUCAAUAGGCCAACUGCGGAGUCAACGGUUAUUGAGAAACUCAGGAGGGAGAAGUAUUUCUGUUACAAGUCUGAGUACAAGUGACCUCGAUGGUGGCACUGUGACAGAGAGCCACCGUUUUCCACCUACCUCACCUCUGAAGGACUAUGGGGAUCAACAGGGUAUUAAACGAAAUAGGUCCAGAACUGGUGUCCGAUUUGUUCGGGAGACUGAUGACAUGGGCCAGUUUCAUGCUUUUCAUCAGUCCCUCCGAGACCUCAGCAGUGAACAAGUUCGCCUUGGAGAUGAUUUCAACCGGGAACUUGCCAGAAGAAGCCGGGCACAGAGAGAUGAAGUAACUCAGCUUGUUGGAGAUCAAAGGAGGGAUGUGGUGGAGUCAGAAUUCAAAUCUAGGCAGUCCGAUGCUGAAACAAAAAGGGCUUUGGAAGAACUGACUGAAAAACUUAAUGAAACCCAAAAACAAGAAGUGGUUUCAGAUCGGGUAGAGCGACGGCUUCAAGAAAUACAAAGAGAGAUGCGUACAGAAAGAGAGCUGGUGGAAAGACGGCAGGAUCAACUGGGACUUAUUUCUUUGCAGCUACAGGAGGCAUUGAAGAAACAAGAAGCUAAAGCAGAGGAGAAUGAGGGAGUAGUGAAAAAUAAGCUAAGACAAAGUGAAACUGAAAAGAGUAAACUUGAACAGGAAUUGGAGCUAUCUCGAAGGUUAUUGAAUCAGUCAGAAGGCAGCAGAGAAGCACUUUUGCAUCAGGUAGAAGAACUCCGUACACAACUCAUGAAAGCAGAAGGUGAUCAAAAAGGCUUAGUACAUCAAGUAUCUCAGAUUUCCAAGCAACAGUCAAACUAUCAGGACGAACAAGAAGUUGACUGGAGGUUUAGAAGAGGGGUUGAGCGGGAAAAAGAGGAUCUGGAGAAGCAGAUGUCAGAUUGGAGAGUGCAGCUGAACUUCAGUGCAAUGGCAUCUGAGUUAGAGGAAGUGAAGCGGUGCUUGGAGCGAAAAGACAAGGAGAGAGUACAUUUGGCAGCACAAGUAGAGAAUUUGACAUGUGAAUUGGAGAACAGGGAGAAACAGCAACUAGAGAUGUUGGAUGAACUGAAGGAGAUCCAGAAUCACUUUGAGACAUGUGAUGCCAGACAUAAGUGCGCUGACCUCCAGAUCUCAAAGCUGACUCAGCAUGCUGAGGAUGCAACCAAGCAGGCCGAGCAGUACCUCCUUGAGUUCCAGCAGUCGGAGGCCCUGAGACAGGUGGCAGAGGAGAAGAGAGAAGAGCUGAAGCUGAAAGCUCAGGAGUCCAUUAAGCAGUGGAAGCUUAAGCAUAAGAAGUUAGAGCGAGCGCUGGAGAAACAAUCUGAAACUCUUGAUCAACUGACAGACAAGAAUAAUCAGAUUCUAAAAGAAAAGGAUGAAUUGAAAAGCCAGCUUUAUGCAGCGUUACAACAAAUAGAGAAUCUUCGAAAGGAAUUGAAUGAUGUGCUAACCAGGCGCGCCCUUCAAGAGGAGGAGCUUCACUGUAAGGAGCAGAAACUAAGUGAUGUUAAGUCUCAUCAAGCUGACCUUGAACUAGAAGUCAGGGAUUCCCUGGAUACCAUCCAUAGGCUAGAAAGUGAAUUGAAAACGCAGAGUAAGAUUCAAAGCCAGAUGAAAGCUGAGAAAGCGCACCUGGAGGAAGAAAUUGCAGCGCUGAAGGAGAGCCAGGCCAAGGACCAAGCUCAGCUUCUUGAGAUGCAAGAGGCCAUCAAGGACUUGAGUGCCAUCCGGGCAGAUCUCGCCAAUAAAUUGGCGGAGGAACAGAGAGCCAGGAAAGAGGUACUUAAGAACCUCUCUGACCUCAAGACACAGGCAAAAUCCAAAGACGAAGAAACGGCUACGAUCGUUACACAGUUAAAGCUGGAAAGAGAUGUUCACCAGAGGGAGCUGGAAGAUCUCACAUUCUCGUUGCAGAGUAUGAAAACGAAACAUGAACAGAAUAUCCAGGAGCUGAUGAAGCACUUCAAGAAAGAAAAGAGUGAGGCCGAGAAUCAUAUUAGGACACUGAAGGCAGAAAGCUUAGAAGAUAAGAAUAUGGCUGAAGUCCAGCGUUCUCAGCUAGAGAAGUUGAAAUCACAGUAUGACAGGCUGACAGAGGAAUUAACUCAGAAUGAAAAUGAGAACAAAAAACUGAAGCUAAAAUACCAGUGUUUGAAGGACCAACUAGAAGAAAAGGAAAAACAUAUAAACAAUGAAGAAGAGCACUCAAGGAGGAUGGAAGAGGCCAGAUUGCAGCUCAAGGAUCAACUUCUUUGUCUGGAGACUGAACAGGAAUCCAUUCUUGGUGUGAUAGGAAAGGAAAUUGAUGCAGCUUGUAAAACCUUCUCCAGGGACUCAAUGGAGAAAUUGAAAGUUUUUUCAUCUGGUCCUGAUAUUAAUUAUGACCCACAUCGCUGGUUAGCAGAAAGCAAGACUAAACUUCAAUGGCUCUGUGAGGAACUGAGAGAGAGAGAAAACAGAGAGAAAAGUCUACGGCACCAGCUGAUGUUGUGCAGACAACAACUCGGGAACAUGACUGAAAACAAGGAGGCUGAGCUUCAGUGUCUCUUUGAACAGAUAGAAAGACAGGAGCAGCUUCUGGAAGAAAUACAUCGGGAGAAGAGAGAUCUGCUGGAGGAGACUCACAGAAAAGAUGAAGAAAUGGAAUCUCUGCAGGACCGUGUACAUGCGUUAGAAAUGAUUUCCUGUAUGCUUGAAAAUGCUCAUAAUGUUGGGGGGAAAAGUUUUAACCAGAUAAGGAGACUGCAGGGAACAUUCUCCACCAAGGGCACAAGUACCCGAGUGGCCUUAGACCAUCUGGAGUCUGUGCCUGAGAAACUGAGCCUACUAGAAGAUUUCAAAGGCUUCAGAGGUUCGCGCAGUUUAUCUGACAGAAUUGACGGGACAUAUUCUAAGUACGGAGUUCACAGAGAGUCUCUUCAGCAGCGCCUGGAUGACACCAAGUACAGAAUCCCAAGCUUCAAAGAUGACAGAAACUUUGCUGAAGGUUCCCAUGCUCAUGGGUUAGAUCAGUCAUCCUCUUGGCAGGAUCACAGUUGCUUCCUGUCUAGUCCUCAAUUUUCACACUUGCACUCAUUUAUCCAAAGAACAGUUGCUCCAGAUUCACCUUCAAUCAAGGAAGAUGCCACAAGUUUACUGAUGGAUGGAACAAGUCCACAGUCCAAAAAGGAGGAAUAUGAAAGCAAAAACAGCAAAAUGUAAUGAGUUGCUUUACAUGAGUGUUUUAUAAAUAAUAGCACAUGUAUCCUUGCCACAGUUUGGCCCGGAUUAUCUAGCAGACGUAUCUGUAGCUUCUGCUCUUCAGCAUUGCCAACCAUUGACUGAAAUAACAGUGCAGUCGGCCUUUGUGGAUGAUAUAAGUUAAACCAAUCCAAAUGAUAUCAGCUCAUGAAUGACAUGCAACUAACUUAUUGGCAACUUAUACCAGCAGAGAAAGAAUAAUAUUUUUCACCUUGCAUUUUCCUUUUUCAGGUGUCGUCAGUCACAUAUUUCUGACCAAAAUUUGGAUUUAUAAUUGAGGUGUUUCAAAAAUGACUGGCUAAAAAGGAGGAAAAUGAGUACCCCUUGAGGCAGAAGUUGCCAGCACUUUAAAUUCAGGGAGUGUUUAUAUACAAUUGAUUUUAUUUUGAUGCUUUCUCCCUCAUAAAUUAUCAUGUGUUAUAACAUGUCAUGGAGAUAUGCAUAUAUAAUAUUAGGCAGUCCACUUUACAAAUGCUCAGGAUUGUUACAUCCAUCAUCUCAGCAGUCUGCUACUACGUGCAGUAUCUUAAAAUUUUUUUCCAAUCAUCCAUUUUUUAUAGCAAUAAAGAAUUUACAAAUGAUAUUUGAAUUGUAGAGCUCUAAAGAAUUCAUUCGUAGCACAAUUUAUUUAUUUGUCUCUUUGUGGCCAAAUAUCCCACUGUGACCACUCCAGUCAUAUCCUGGACCAUCUUUGGUUUACUCUGACCAAAAUCACAGCACCAAACUCCUGUGUCCAUGACAUCUACUUGCCAAGAGUUCUAGUAUAAUUUGGUACUAUCUAUCUGCUUUCAGCAUCUUAGCCUUUCUCGACAUCAAAGUGUUUUUAAGAACCUAUCCCCUUUACAUGCUGAUCUACCAGUGGAGAAAGAUUUCUAUUAAAUGCUAAAUAAGAGUAAACAUCCAGGAACUAAAUCCCACUGAGUCAUAAUGGAAAGAUUCUGAACAGAGACAAGGACAAUAAAGAGAUAUCUUUGGAAUGUGCAUUACAUUUUGUGUUUGUUAACAUCUACUCGCUUUUUAGAUUUCUCAUAUUUCAUGAAGAUGCUUCUUUUUCUACUCAAGAUACGUUUUCCUAACUUACCACAUUUGAAUGUGCAGAAGAAAUGGCAUUCUCCAUGAACUCGAACUCAGUGGUCACUACGGAAGACAGAGAUAUUUUAUUUCAAAAUUUACCAGUACAAUCUACAUAACCUCUGAUAGUACAGCCUUGCAUUUUAUCAUUUAUUCAUUCCAAAAAUCUUUUACUGAGUUUUUACUAUAGGCCAGUCAUGAUGUUAAGAAGGAAAAAAGAGACAUAAGUACAGGUGUGUAUGUCCCAAAGUUUGUUUGGCACUAGGAAUUACGUGAGAAAGGAGUGAUGUGUUCAGGCUGGCUGGAGAAAUUCUGGAGUAGACACCACUAAGCAGGUUUGAUUUGUUUGUAUCUAACCUUAAGACUUGGAGCCAUUGAUGUGCUAAUGAGCACCAGAGGUUUUAGUGGGGGUGGUAUCACUCUAUGGUAAUAUCUGGGGUAUUGAAAAAUUAUGUCAGUAUUUUUUCCUUGAUGUUUUGACCAGUACCAUAAUAUUGAUAUUUUAUCUCCUUGGAUCUAAAUGACUAACUGGGAAGGAAAUAAGGGAGAAAAUUAACAGGUUUUAUUUAAAUCCUACAGAUAAUGGUUAGAUAGCUUUUCACUUAAUGUGUUGGGAAGAACUUCAUGUGGUCCAUUCUUUUUAAUAGAAACUGAUCUAAAGCAUUAUUAGCACAUCUGUGGUCAUUAAAAAAAAAAAUUACAUCAGGCCAGUUAGGCCUGAAAAGUGAAGGUAAUUCAGAUUGUGUACUUGGCAAAGCCUUGAAAACAUGUUAGCUGAUGAUUUUAUAACAGAGAGGGAUCUUAUGAAAGACUGUUUUUAAUCUAAAAAAAAAUAAAGCAUGAUAUCAUAUUAUUGAAGGCCGCAUACUAUGGUUGGAUGAAUAAAGGUGUCUGACUUUAAGUAUGGAACACACAAGAACUUCAAAGGCAAAGUUAGCUUUUUGUGAGCAACAAUUUUGUCAAAAUUCCUUGGCCCUCUGUUUAUAUGGAAUUAAAUCCAAGGACCUGCCUCCUCUGAGGAUUUUUCCUAUCUCUUGCAGUCACCAUAAGCUUGAGUUGGAAAUUAAAAGGAAUGCUAAAGAAACACUAAUAGCUUGAUUUGUACAUUUCAAAGCCAGCAACUGUUUUUCCUUUACUCACCCCUUUGGCAAGAUAAUGUGUGAUAUCAGCCCCAUUGAGUGGUUGGUCAGCCAUAUUGCUUGUAGCACUAGGACAUUGGAAGGGAUAAACCUUAUUCUUGAAAUGAUCGUGGUCCAAGACUUAAUUUGAAGAUUGACCUUUUUGGUUUAAUAAUUUUGAUUCUUCUGGCCACCUUUCUCCCUAAACAUACUAAACUUCCAUUGAAGUUACUGAAGGCCACAGAGGGGAGAAACACAGCUGGGAGGAAUCUGGCUUGAUGUUUUUCCCAUUGGCUAAGGUUAUUAUUAUUUCCUUGACUAAUGUCUGAUUUGAAGGCUGGAAACCAGUUGGUUAUAUAACAUCUUAUGCCGUUUCCCAGAAUCACGAAUUUUCCUUCUUGUUAUAGUUUACAUAUUUUUACUAAUAAAGAGAUAAAAUCUAUAGCUUAACAUAAUAGUGCACAUAAGGCAUUUGGAUUUAAAGGUUAUGUGGAUAAAAAAUGCCUACCUACUUAGCUAAGAAAACAAUUAAGCCUAUUUUUCUUCAUUCUCCUCCUUUCAACUGUGGUAAAUGCAUGAGGCUCAAG
Molecule: messenger RNA, 6607 nt
Organism: Aethalodelphis obliquidens (Pacific white-sided dolphin)
Lineage: Eukaryota; Metazoa; Chordata; Mammalia; Artiodactyla; Delphinidae
Gene: CEP128
Product: centrosomal protein 128
Exons: 27
Coding region: 313-3792 (1159 amino acids)
Cellular component (GO): centriole; spindle pole
Source: RefSeq, a predicted model, not a curated record